Messenger RNA from Chenopodium quinoa (quinoa), 2062 nucleotides. Its product is annotated as protein DETOXIFICATION 18-like. The coding region runs from base 1 to 1380 and encodes 459 amino acids. Gene Ontology annotation, molecular function: xenobiotic transmembrane transporter activity; antiporter activity. The record is from RefSeq and is a predicted model, not a curated record. Gene Ontology annotation, cellular component: membrane. The transcript is spliced from 7 exons. Gene Ontology annotation, biological process: xenobiotic detoxification by transmembrane export across the plasma membrane. Lineage: Eukaryota; Viridiplantae; Streptophyta; Magnoliopsida; Caryophyllales; Amaranthaceae.
AUGUUGAAGAAAGUGAUAGAUGUAAAGGAAGCCAAGGAGCAAAUAUUAUUCUCGUUCCCUAUGAUACUCACCAAUGUGUUCUACAAUCUAAUUCCAAUGAUUUCAGUCAUGUUUGCUGGUCAUUUCGGCGAGCUACCAUUGGCUGGCUCUACUCUUGUCAAUUCUUGGGCUACUGUCACUGGUUAUGCAUUUAUGCUUGGAUUAAGUGGUGCACUCGAGACAUUAUGUGGGCAAGGCUUUGGUUCAAAUUUGUACAAUAUGCUAGGGAUUUAUCUCCAAGCAUCAUGUAUGAUCUCGUUCGUUUUCUCUAUAAUCAUAUCCGUAAUAUGGUGGUUUACGGAACCCAUUUUAGAACUACUCCAUCAAAGCCCUGUUAUUUCAAAAGAAUCAGCAAUCUAUAUAAGAUAUUUAAUACCUGGUAUAUUUGCAUUUGGCAUUCUACAAAACACCAUAAGAUUCCUCCAAGCACAAUCUGCGGUUUUUCCCCUAGUUAUUUUAUCACUUGUUCCGUUGCUCUUGCAUUGUGGACUUAACUAUGUGUUGGUUCAUUUCACAACCCUUGGUUUUAAGGGACCGGCGGUGGCUACCUUCACAACGUUUUGGCUGUCGGUUAUAAUUCUGAUCACAUACGUGAGUUUCGCUAAUAAAUUCGAGCAUACAUGGAAAGGGCUAUCGACUGAAUCAUUUUUACAUGUCUUUUCUAACUUGAAACUGGCACUACCUUCUGCUGCUAUGGUACGUUUUGAGUAUUGGGCAUUUGAAAUCUUGGUGUUGUUGGCUGGCCUCAUGGCAGAUUCUGAGGCAACUACUUCUCUCAUGGCAAUAUGUGUCAUUACAGAAACAAUUGCUUAUAUGGGUGCUUACGGGUUGAGCGCCGCAGCAAGCACGAGAGUUUCAAAUUUGCUUGGAGCUGGGAAACCGAGUCAAGCGAAGAGUGCAAUGGGCGUUACAAUAAAGCUGUCGAUUCUCUUAGCCAUGAUUAUCUCUCUAGCUCUAGGCUUGGGGCGUUACAUUUGGGGAAGCUUCUUCAGUGACAAUGCCAGUAUAAUCAAAGCAUUUGCUGCCUUGACUCCUUGGAUUUGCUUAUCCAUACUCUUGGACUCGAUCCAAGGCGUACUAUCAGGGGUAUGCAGGGGAUGUGGUUGGCAACACUUCGCCGUGUUCAUAAAUUUGGGAACAUUCUAUUUUAUUGGCAUGCCAAUCGCAUAUUUAACUGCCUUUGAGUUUAAUUUGCACGUCAAGGGUCUUUGGAUUGGCUUAAUCUGUGGCCUCACCAUUCAAUCUGCUUCGCUUUUUCUGAUUACUCGAUUUCAUAAAUGGACAGCACUUGACAUCUCUUCCAGAGGCAAUGCAAAUUCAGUUAGAGCAGAACCAGUGUAGCUAGGAUAGAUCUUGAUAGCACUUCUUUCCUAAUGUAACUUUUUUAUCCAAAUGUAUUUAAACAUCAGAACACGAUAAAGCAUUAGUUUAGAAUAGUAGAGUCACAUGAGCCAAACAGUUGAAAUUUCAAGAAUGCAUUUUCUAUAAACAGCCAUGGCUUAGCCACCAUCUACAGGGUUUCUGAUAACAACUGACUCAAGCAUGAACGUGACAGAAUUAAGAAAGACGAGAAAAGAAGCGUGUAAGCAAGCGAUUACCAUGCUGCAGUAGGAGACUCACAUGAGCCAAACAGUUGAAAUUUCAAGAACGCAUUUUCUAUAAACAACCAUGGCUUAGCCACCUUCUACAUGGUUUCUGAUAACGAUUGACUCAAGCUUAAACGUGGAAGAAAUAAGAAAGACGGGAAAAGAAGCGUGUAAGCAAGCGAUUGCCAUGCUGCACGUUACUUUCAUUUGAAUUUUAUCCUAAAACAUACUUGUAAACUAGAUUACUAGAAUUCUACACAGCAGGAAAACUAAUAUAAACCACAAACGUCCCAAAAAAAUUAGGAUAAUUCACCUUCAAUCGUGGGACAGCAGAGUAUAAACUUCCAAUUUCUAAGGACCACUUCAUGAAAUGGCAGGCAUUUAUUGGCUGCUCUGCUUUUAAGACCAGGCAAAUUUGUGGGUCCAUGCUCUUAAAA